AUGUUGCCGACGAUGAUGAUCAGCGCGUUUCUGUCAGGCGUGGUGACUGUCACCUCUGCUUUACACUCCUCCACCGCCUUGAACGGUGGGGUUAGCGAUCCGCUCGCUCAUCACGGCCGCUGUGAACCUAUCACCAUUAAUCUCUGCAUGAACAUCCCGUACAACGAGACAAUCAUGCCGAACCUAAUGAAUCAUCAGAAGCAAGAGGACGCCGGCCAAGAGGUGCACCAGUACAUGCCGCUCGUCAAGAUGAAGUGCAGCCCGGAUUUGCGCUUCUUUUUGUGCACCGUCUACGCUCCCGUCUGUACCAUAAUCGAGAAGGCGAUACCGCCGUGCCGGUCACUCUGUGAGAGCGCGCGCUCCGGCUGCGAAGAACUGAUGAACAGUUUCGGUUUCAUGUGGCCGGAGGCUCUAGACUGCUCCAAGAUGCCGGAAAAUGACGGCACGGAGCUCUGUGUGGGCACCAACGAGACUACCACACGUCAGGAACCUGUACCUGUCUCUCCUCCCGCCCGUAUGCCGAUGGCAGAGUUCCAACCAACCUGGAAUGAAGGAUUAAGACCUCACAUUGGCAAGGGCAUUGGUAAUGGCAACAAUUUUAUCAUAGCCAGGGAUUUUGGCUUCGUCUGUCCAAUGCAGUUCAAGGUACCUCAUGGAUUAGGAUAUUCAUUUAAAGUGGGAGACAAGGUUGAACCCGAUUGUGGAGCACCCUGCGAUGGGAUGUUCUUCACCGAGAGGCAAAGAAGAUUCUCCAGGGUAUGGGUUGGCACUUGGGCAUCCAUUUGUGCCGCUUCGUGCUUCUUCACGUUCCUGACAUUCCUCAUUGAUACGGAUAGAUUUAGGUAUCCUGAGAGGCCUAUUAUUUUCUUGUCCGUAUGUUACCUGAUGGUAGCACUAGUUUAUGUGAUCGGUUGGGCAGCAGGAAAUUCUGUAUCGUGUAGGGAGCCAUUCCCACCGCCUGUAGGUAUGCAGCUACAGACGGUUUCUACAAUCACUCAGGGUACUAAACAUGAAUUGUGCACUGUGCUCUUCAUGAUUCUCUAUUUCUUCGGCAUGGCGUCGAGCAUCUGGUGGGUUAUUCUCACCCUCACAUGGUUCCUAGCGGCUGGAUUAAAGUGGGGACAUGAAGCGAUCGAAACCAAUUCGCAAUACUUUCAUUUAGCUGCCUGGGCCGCACCAGCCGUGAAGACUGUUACCAUUCUGGCAAUGGGAAAAGUGGAAGGUGAUAUAUUGUCCGGAGUUUGCUAUGUUGGUCUUUGGAACGUGGAGGCUCUUCGGGGUUUCGUGCUAGCACCACUAUGCGUUUAUCUCUUAUUGGGCACUGUGUUCCUGCUGGCUGGUUUUGUCUCGCUUUUUCGCAUUCGAACAGUGAUGAAGCACGACGGUACGAAGACUGAUAAACUCGAGAAACUCAUGAUUCGUAUCGGCAUCUUUUCUGUGCUUUACAUCGUACCUGCUCUAGUCGUAAUCGCCUGCCUCUUCUAUGAGCAAGCGUAUUUCGAUCAAUGGAUGCUUACAUGGAACUUGGAAAUGUGCUCGCGACCGGGUCUGCAGUUACUCUACUCAAUGCCGUGCCCUUCUAACGAACGCAUCCGCGAUAUUGGUCGUAAACCCGAUUUUGAGAUUUUCAUGAUCAAAUACCUCAUGGCGAUGAUUGUGGGCAUUACUAGCAGCUUCUGGGUAUGGUCUAAGAAGACGCUUACCAGUUGGCAGCAGUUCUUCCAUCAUAUACGAGGUCAUCGCACUGAAGCCUAUGUUUAA
Messenger RNA from Cyphomyrmex costatus, 1761 nucleotides. It is a transcript of the gene fz, whose product is annotated as frizzled class receptor. Gene Ontology annotation, molecular function: Wnt-protein binding; Wnt receptor activity. The record is from RefSeq and is a predicted model, not a curated record. Lineage: Eukaryota; Metazoa; Arthropoda; Insecta; Hymenoptera; Formicidae. Bases 1 to 1761 code for a protein of 586 amino acids. The transcript has 3 exons. Gene Ontology annotation, cellular component: plasma membrane. Gene Ontology annotation, biological process: non-canonical Wnt signaling pathway; canonical Wnt signaling pathway.